AUGGAAAAGCUGAAGGAAAAGAUCUUUCAAUUUGGAAUAUAUGGAGCAAAGCUGGAAAAACUCACCAAAGAUGAAAUAGAAAUGGCCAUUGAAGAGCCGUGGGUGGAAAUAAUACAGACAGAUACUGUGGAGAAACUGAAAAGACACUUUACCACUGACUGCUUGAGGGUUGAUACAAAUAGAUCCAUGUUAAAGAGUUAUGACUGGAGCGACUUGUACGUAAGGAUGGGAACCCUAGCAUGGAAAGAUUAUCUGACUGCAGGAACAUUUAACUUUACAUCGAAGGAAUACUUUUUGAUAAUGAAUCUUCUGAUAGAAACCAAGGGGUAUGUAGAUAACGUGGAGCUCAGAAAGCUGUGCUUAGACCCCAAGAAGACACACUACUGUAUUAACAGACUUGCAAAAAAGGGGUUUAUUGAGUACAGAACAUCUGAUGAAGCUGAGAAGAAAAGCUUCAUAUAUAAGGUUAGAGUGAUAAUAGACGAAAAGGGGUUUGUGACACGAUGCGUAGAGAGUCAGCCGGCAGAUCCAAGCCGGGCUGGAUCUUGUGGGAAAUUCCGUAUGUUUGAGUACAGAAUUGAUAUCGGGCUCUAUGAUAACAUUAGAAGUAUGAUUCUAAGCUCUGAGAGGGGGAUAAUUACAGAAGAUUUGAAGAACAAGCUCGGUGUUAGCUCCAAGAUCGGAUAUAAGCUCCUCAAUAAGGUUUUUAAUGAGGAGAAAGAGGUUUUCAAGAGAGUCAAGGAGUUUGAGGGCAGAGUUAGAAGAUACAGAUAUCAUGCUGCCAGCAGAAGGGCCUUUCCUGCAACUGAAAGAGGAGAAAAAGGUGUGGGAUACAUAACUUCUGAAGAAAGAGUGAUGGCAAUUAAAAAGCUCAUGUCGAUGAGUCCUAUUCUCCAGCUUGACAAGAGAACCUAUGAGAAGCUCCAAGAGAUUACGGGAUGGAGAUACGAAUUUGAUAGAAGAACUAUAAUCAAGGCAGCCAUUCUUGCAGGAUUCAAGAUAUACAAGCAAAAGAGAGGAAGAGAAGGAAAGUGUAGUAGAUACAUGAUAAUGAGGAACGAGAUGGUUGAAUCUGAUGUCAAGGCUUUGGAGAUGUCGAACUGUGAUUCCCAAGAAAACAUGUCUGAGUUCCAGAGGAAAAUAUAUAGCAUCUUUGUCAAUUCUCCAAAACUCGUGGAAAUGGAUAAUGGAUAUGUCCCAUUGAGAGAGGAAAGGCUGAAGCUAUUAUACAAGUUCCUUAUUGAGAAAAUGUCCUCCAAAGAAGUCGAGUCUCUGGGAUUCGAUUGGGAGGUGAUAGGGGAGAUGGAGUUCGAUCUCCUAUUGUCUAUUAUUCCUUUCAGCAGAAUCGGCUUAAAGGAAUCCUUGUGUAGGUUUAUAGAUUCUGGAGAAGCCGACACAGAUGCAUUCAAAAUAAGAAAUUAUACAUUGCAUGGUGAAAUAGAAGAACCCUAUUGCAGCAGCUCAGUAGGGAAGACAGUUGCGGAGGUUAUUAAUAUGGAGCUUCCACAAAGCAUAAAGAAGUUGAUAAGGUUGAAGGUAGGGAUAGGAAACUUUGCCUCACUGUUCAAGCAGUUAAACGAUCUUAGAGUUCUCGACAUUUCAAUUUCGAGUGAGAAAGUUGUGGUGAAGAAAACAGACAUGGAUCUUUCCUCAGGAAUAAAAGCCCUCGAGAAGGCUAAAAGAGCUAAGGGUGGAGGGAAAUAUAUCUGUUUGAGUAGGAGGAUCGAGUUUUUCAAAAAGGUAUGUAAUGUUGAGGAAAAAGGGUUCUAUGACGAGGCAUAUAAGGUCAUCUAUACAGAGUUCAAGGGAGACGAAUUUGAGGCUAUGUUUGACAGGCUAAAAAUGUUCAGGGACGAGGAGGUCGACGACCAAAAGCAAAGCACGUUUGAAAGGCUAUAUAUGGGGUUCAAGAAAAACAUAAUUGAACUUGGAUGGCUAGGCACACUUGACUUCAACUCAUAUUCUGUUUCUGAGGCCAAAAGAGCACUCAAGGCCCUUUCUAGAGACAAAAUAAUAGCAAACUACAAAGGGAUAAAGAAAGUCGAGUUUGUUACACCCCAUGAAAGCUUUCUGAGAGUAAUUAAUAAGAAGUAUGAUGUGUUCAGGUUCAAGGGAUACCACGAACAUAAGGGUAUGGGAUACUUCUCACAUUACUUCGACCUGGUCUAUUACACUCUAGCAACUUCUGGUUCUCUAGAAAUCAACGAACUAAUCUCUCGAAUAAGAUUCAUUGCUAAUUUUGAGAUGGAAAUGUUUCUUUCAGAAUAUAAAAAAGUGUUCAAAGUUUCCAAUCUUAACAAUACUAGAAUUGUUUCUCUUGGAAUAUUUAUGGAUCCGUUUGAAUAA
This is a messenger RNA of Encephalitozoon hellem ATCC 50504, 2346 nucleotides long. RefSeq lists its product as uncharacterized. The record is from RefSeq and is a predicted model, not a curated record. The coding region runs from base 1 to 2346 and encodes 781 amino acids. Lineage: Eukaryota; Fungi; Microsporidia; Unikaryonidae. The transcript has a single exon.